GGGAGGAGAACUGUUUCGUUUACUAACAGUUCUCCUCCCUGUCAGUUAAGGCACACUGCUUUGGAUGGCUGUGCACAGCACAGUCAUCCAAAGCAGUGUGCUUACAGUGAAGCACACAUAAAACACUCCCUGCACACAGUUAACCCUUUGAUCGCCCCUCAUGUUAACCCCUUCCUGUCCAGUACCAUUAGUACAGUGUUAGUGCUUUUUUUAGUACUGAUAACUGUAUUGGUGUCACUGGGGAUGUCAGUGACAUCAAGUCAGUUCCCCCCAGUGUCAGAAUGUUCGCACAGUCCCACAAUAAGUCACUGAUCGCCACCAUUACUACUACAAA
This is a messenger RNA of Staurois parvus, 334 nucleotides long. NCBI's taxonomy places the organism in Eukaryota, Metazoa, Chordata, Amphibia, Anura, Ranidae. The record is from the annotation of a GenBank genome assembly.